AAAAUCUUCCAAUGAGUUAUCGCAAUAAGCCUAUCGUUUCUCUUCUCCCUCACCACUCAUCAAUGGCCGAUGAAAUCCUCCACGAUUUCUUCCCAGUGCUAAGAGUCUACAAAAAUGGGCGAAUCGAGAGGCUUAUUGGCGAAGAUGACGUCCCCCCAUCUCUAGAUCCAGCCACGGGAGUCCAAUCCAAAGACGUCCAAAUCGCGCCGGAGAUCAAUCUCUCCGCCCGAAUCUACCUCCCGCCCAACGCCGACCCCUCCAAAAAGCUCCCGCUUCUCGUCUACUACCACGGCGGCGGCUUCGUCAUCGGAUCCACCUUCUCCCCGCUCUAUCACAAGCACCUCAAUCACUUAGUCGCACAAGCCAACGUCGUCGCCGUCUCAGUAAAUUACCGAUUAGCCCCCGAAUUCCCGCUCCCGACUGCGUUCGAGGAUUCAUGGUGCGCUCUCAAAUGGAACGCCGAGGGAAAGGAGGAGUGGAUUAACGACUUCGCCGAUCUGAACCGUGUCUAUUUAGGCGGAGACAGCGCUGGCGCGAAUAUAGCCCACAACAUGGCAAUGCAGGUCGGGUUGGAGAAUCCAGAGGGUUUCAAUUUGCAAGGGAUUUUCCUCAAUUGCCCCUUCUUCGGGGGCGUGGAUCCUAUUGGGAGCGAAGGGGCAGAGGAAUUCAAGAGUUGGAGGGAGUCUUUUGAGAAAUUGUGGGGAUUUGUUUGCCCAGGCAUGAGAGACCGCGACGAAAGAUGGGUGAAUCCGGGUAAUGAUCCCAAGUUAUCGGGUUUGGGGUGCCGGAAAGUGAUAGUUUAUGUAGCGGAGAAGGAUUUUCUAAAGGAUAGAGGGUGGUAUUACACGGAGGUGCUGAGCAACUGUGGAUGGAAGAGAGAAAUCGAGUGCAUUGAGGUUGCAGGGGAAGACCAUUGUUUCAGUGUGAUUAAUUCGGAUAGUGAGGUUGCGAUUGACAUGAUUAAAAAAGUGGCUUCUUUUAUUAAUCAGUAAAUGUAUAAUGUUUGAUCUGUUUAUGUUGAACAUUAAAACUGAAAUAAUCAAGGUUGUUUGGUGAAUGUUAAUUCGUUCAGAUUUAGAUCAAGGAUCGUUGUGGUGAUGGUUUAUCCAUGAAUUGAUUGUUUUAUAAUAUUAUUACUCCCUUUUUAGUGUGCA
Molecule: messenger RNA, 1154 nt
Organism: Salvia hispanica
Lineage: Eukaryota; Viridiplantae; Streptophyta; Magnoliopsida; Lamiales; Lamiaceae
Source: RefSeq, a predicted model, not a curated record